AUGAUAGCUCAAAUAUAAAAAUUUAGACAUUUGUUCCUUAGUAUAUACAAAGAAGAUUAGAGUGAGGCUCUUCUUAAAAUAGGUUUUGUAACAGAUUUUAUCAAGAAUAAAUUCUAGCAAGUGUCAUUCCUUUUCGGCCUUUCAUUUUAUGCAAGAAUAGAAUAACUAUUUGUUCGCUUUUAAAAUGAUGAAAUUUAAGAUAUUUUAAACUACUUCAAACAAAUUUUAAGCUUGUAAAUGAUACCUGAGGAAUAAAAGUAGAUUGAGACAGUUUGCUAAUGGCUUCAGAAAAUGAUCUCUUUUUUGGAAAAAUAAUAAAUGGAAAAUUUUGAAAAUUAUAUUUAAUUUUACAACUAGGUAUUUUACUAAGAUGUAUUUGAAGAAUAUGCAAACAGAAAAGAUUAAACUCUUGUCGAGGAGAGUCUAUCAUUCGCAAGCAGUCUUUAUAUCUAAAAGUGGGCUGUUGGAAUGGAAAAUAUCAACAAUGAAAUAGUUAAGGAGGGUCUCAAGUACCUUUAAAGUGAUUUAGAAGAAUAUUUAAAACUUAAUGAUGAAAUGAAGAUUUAUUAUCUUGCAGAGGUUUAUAGCCUUUCAAUCAGAUUUUUCUUAGAUCUUUAAGAUGAAGUAUAAGUGUACAAUAAGAAAAAGUCAUCAAUCACUUAAGAUUAUGAGAGAAAUAACGAUUUAUCACUUAACUUGAUUUACAAUCCUACUACUGAUUCUUUUAGAAUCUGCUAUGAAGAAAAUUAUAAAGGCCAAUAUCAGCAAUACUAAUACUAUUAUAAGUACAACAGGUAUUUGAACAAAGAGAUUAAGAACUGUCAAGACAUAAUUAAUUGUGUCAAAGAAAAGAGCAUUAAUGAAAUUAAUGAGAGAUUAAAAGAUCUAUAAAACGAAAUAUAUAAAUACGAAAGUUAAAUAGAAGAAAGAAAGAAAGAAAUAGAAGAUGGAAUUUCUCAAUAUAAUAAUUACUAGGUCCUAGAAAAAUAGUUAGAAUAAGAAAUAUAAUAACUGAAAUAAAAUAGAGAACAGCUAAACAUGAUGCUCAUUUAAUAAUAAUAUAAGGAUGAAGCUGCUCUUAAACAAUAGAUGGAGAGAGAGAAAAUAGAGUAGUAAUAGAGGAAAGCCAGGCUUGCCUAUGAGUUAGAUUGUUAGUAAAGACAAAUAAAAGGCUAAAAUCUAAAUUAAUAUUAUAUAUCAAAUUACGAUAUAAAUACUUCUUUAAGAUAACCAUAAAUGUAAGCUAAUUAUGAAUAUGAUGAUUGUUUAGCAACAACUAAUAUUGUAAAAAAAUUUUACUGUGAAGUAUGUACUGUUACAUAUGAAUUAAACAAAUAAAUUUAUUUUAGUUGUUGUGGAAAAAAAUAUUGUAAGGAUUGUGUCAUUAGACAUUUUGAAAGCACUCAAAUAAUUCAAGACAAACGAAAAUUAGUUUGUUUUUGUGGAUAAGAAUUAGAAAACAUAAACCAAUUUCUAGAUUUAUAAAUUAUUACAGAAAAAGUCAUGAAAAUAUUUUAGUUAGAGCUCAAGCAGUGUGUUAGCUCUAAAUGCAACUAUAAAUUCUAUGUUAAAAAUAAAAACGCAGCCACAGUUACAUGCCCUGCAUGUAAGACAGUACAUUGUACUGGCUGUUUCAAGGAGUCCCAUUCUAAAGAUAGUCUUCUUUGCGGAGAAUAAAUUAAAAACUUUGAAACUGCUAUUGAUUUACAUAUUAAUUACAUUUAAUAAUAAAUUGAUUAAUAAAAUGCAUAGCCAAAUGCUAAUGACUAGUAAGUCUAAAAUAGAAUUGUAGAGUUGGAGAAAGAAAAAAGAUUUAGAAUCUGCCCCUAUUGCUAUAAUCUCUUACUUAAAGAUGACCAUUGUGAACAUAUUAAAUGCCCUGAGUGUAAAAAAGAUCUUUGCUUUACUUGCGCUUGUCUAAGAAUUCCUACUAUGGCACAUGACAACUAAUUUCACAGAAGAGAAUGUAGCUAUGCAGAUAAGAGAAAUCUUGCAAAUAUUAAAUUUGAAUAAAAAUGUGAGGAAUGUGUUAGAAACUAAAAAGUCUGUGAAGUUCCUAGUGAUUUUUAAGACUAUUGCUAGGACGUUGUUAUAGCAAAACUUGGUUAAUAAUUCUUUGAUAGGUAUCCUUAAAAUUGGUAAAUAUAAUAAUUUUGA
Messenger RNA from Tetrahymena thermophila SB210, 2157 nucleotides. Its product is annotated as Ibr domain protein. Lineage: Eukaryota; Ciliophora; Oligohymenophorea; Hymenostomatida; Tetrahymenidae. The transcript has a single exon. The record is from RefSeq and is a predicted model, not a curated record. Gene Ontology annotation, molecular function: zinc ion binding.